This is a messenger RNA of Thlaspi arvense, 720 nucleotides long. The record is from the annotation of a GenBank genome assembly. NCBI's taxonomy places the organism in Eukaryota, Viridiplantae, Streptophyta, Magnoliopsida, Brassicales, Brassicaceae.
AAGUCGGAUGAUUCUCCGCUCCACGAAAAGAAUAAGCCCUUCCCCAAAGGAGGCUAUAACGGUGUCGCUGGAGAUGACCAUCGCCGGAAUGGGUUCGUAUACGUGAAGGGUUUCCAAGUUGACGGCGAUGAAGAGUAUUCUGCGAUUCAGGAGGCGAGGAGCCUCAACGCCAUACGUACAGCCCUUGAGAACCUCGAGGACCAGCUCGAGUUCCUCCACACUGUGCAUGUGCAGCAGAGGGCAGAGAGAGAUGCUGCAAUUGCAAGUCUAGAACAGAGCAGGAUUGUUCUUGCGAUGAGACUGGCUGAACAUCAAGGUAAGAAGUAUAAAGUCAUCGAAGAAGCGCGAGCUUUUGUUGGUGAUGUGCGUGAUGCUGGUUGUUUUGUUUCUUCCAAUGACCAUCACGGUUCUGCUUCCCAUGAAGGAAAAACAUCAAGUAGUCUCAUCAAAUUUCUUGUUACUAGUUUCAAUUUUGCCAAGGAAUCCCUUAAAAUUGAUCAAGUUGGAGGCAUAUUGGGAAAUGCUGCCUUGUUUACAUUAAGCAUGCUUGCAUUAUUGCAUCUGAAUCAAAGAUCUAGCAAGGUUAAGUACAUUACAGAUUACCCGCAGAAGCAAGAAGAUUUGAUUUACAAGAAAAAUUUAGGGAGAAUUUCUAGGGCAGAUGGUUCUUCAACCAGUUGUACUUUGUCCCAAUUGGAUGUGAUGUUGGCUAGGGGCUAA